Suillus plorans is the source of this 3207-nucleotide messenger RNA. RefSeq lists its product as uncharacterized. The coding region runs from base 204 to 2972 and encodes 922 amino acids. Gene Ontology annotation, biological process: protein ubiquitination. The record is from RefSeq and is a predicted model, not a curated record. The transcript has 3 exons. Gene Ontology annotation, cellular component: cytoplasm. NCBI's taxonomy places the organism in Eukaryota, Fungi, Basidiomycota, Agaricomycetes, Boletales, Suillaceae. Gene Ontology annotation, molecular function: ubiquitin protein ligase activity.
AUUCUGGUGCUUCCUAGACGGGAUAUGAUUAGUCAUUAACACGGGAUUAGUCAUCAACACGGCAUUGUGGAUAGAUUGCCCUGGUCCAAGAGACAAUCGUUCGUUCAUCCUUGUUCUACAACCGCCACCACCACUGCUACAGCAUCACUACCACUUUCUUUGGUGCGACUGCGUACAUCGUGGGGCACAGUUUCAGAUUUCUCAUGGACAACAGCAACAGCGGUAAUGACGACGGCCGUGGUCAUCGUUUUGGUCACAACUUCCAUCUACCAACGACACUUCAGAACGUAUUUCGAAAUAUAAACCAGGCUUUCUCCCAUAAUCACAGUCAUCCUGCACAGCAGAACUCCACACAGGAAGUCAUCAUGUCUGACGCGCUCCCAGCCGAGCCUAUAGACGCCCAUGAACUUGCAGUAGAUCUUGACAGGACCCCAGUUCCCGAAACUUCUACCCUUCCGCCUCUCGCCGAGACUUCGCAGCCUGUACCAUCUGCAGAAGAUGUAGAUAUGCCACUUGCUUCCAGUAUUCCAUCUUUGCAAGCCCAGCCCACCCGCGAUGAUGAUGAGGACUCCAUGCCUGAGCUGCGCUCCGUAUCUGACUCUGAUGAGUCAGACGACAGCCAGUCCUCUCGUGCAGAGACUUUACCCAAUCUCCUGGCCGUCGAUGAUGACCACGACAGUGACUGGACGGACGAUGAAGACGAUCUACCGCCGCUCGAGCCUAUCGCUGGGAGUAGACGCGCUCGGGUAGAUGAUGAUAUAGACGAAGCCCGGGAUCGCAGACAUCCUUCAGAGCGUGUAGGUCGUCCUGUCUCGCCUCCUUUGCCUCCUCCACAGCCGUCUAACACCGAGCAGCACCCACCUGCCGGCACCCAGGCAUUCAUAAAUGGCUUCAUGGCUCCCUUAUUUGGGAUGAAUCCAUUUCCUGGUGGUAAUGCAUCACCGGGACCUGCACCUGGUGCUGAGAAUAUCACGGUAGAACAUACUGGUUUUACUUUCACAAUACCUCUUGGAGGUCCUCCCAAUCAGAAUGGAGGUGGCGCCGCCCCGCCCCCAUUCGGUCCAGCGAAUGUGCCUCCGGAUGCUGCUGGAGGUCGGGAUGAUUUUCUUCAAGCAUUCGCAGAUUUUUUGCAGCAAAUGCAACAAUUCGGGGGGCUUGAUGAUAAUCGUGAAGAUCCUGAACGAGCAAAGAAACUCAUUGCGGGUCUGGAGACCGUACCCACAGGGCUCGUAAAGCGCUUGGAAAGAGUUGGUGGUGCGCCUGGUGGCCACGUAGAUGGCGCAGAGACCACCGACUCUUCCUCUCCGGGAUGUGCAAUCUGUUGGGAUACUUUAUUGGAUGCUGAGAGUGAUAGCUUUAAACCGAAGGCUCCCGAGGAACCACCUACUGGAGCUAACACCGAUUCUGCAUCUGCUCCAUCAAUACCCACUUCGACAGAUUCAGACCUGCCGUCUAGCUCCCAGAGUUUCGAUUCUCCGUUAGAAACAUCCGUCCCUGAGGCACCCAAAAUCAUCUCCCUUCCUUGUGCUCAUGUCUUCCAUGAAUCAUGUUUACUCCCCUGGUUCACAAGGGCGAAGCAAGCGACGUGCCCAACAUGUCGGUUCAACAUCGAUCCCGAGAACCUUACCAGUUCGCCGCCUCCUCAUCACCCUUUCAACUUUGCGCCCCGUGCAACUCCACAAGCAAACGGUGCUACUCCUGCUGCACAAGCUGCUGCUGCGCCUGCGCCUAAUGCAGCACAAUCCGUACCAGUUCCUACUGCCGAGCAAGCUGCAGCUGCUCCUCCGCCUGCAGGACCAGCCGCCCCUGAAGCUUCAGCUGCAGGGCCAGCGCCUCAGCCUGCAGCUAACCAAAUUCCCCCUAAUUUCUUCAACCCUGGCCAACCCGGCCAGCGCUUCACCCUAUCGAAUGGCGUGCCUGUUGGCCCCGGAGCCACUGUGCAUAUCCUGCAGUUCCCUGGCGGAGGGAACAACCUCCAGGACUUAUUUCGUCGUGGAGCAGGAGCUGUCCCAGCUGGGGCAGGCCCCAUGCCGCCCCCUCCAGUUCCUCGCAGCCGUACGCAGUCCCUUCCUAACAUUGCAGAUAACCGUCCUGUUGGCGGGCCACAAGCAGGCGACUUCUUAACCAUCGGCCUCGAUCUGUUCUUCGACGAAUCGUUGCCUGCAGGGAUGUCACCACCACAGCAGCAGCCUCACACACCGGGGCAGUCCCAGCCACAAGGGGAGCCGCAACCACAGCCCCAGCCUCAAAAUGAAGCCCAGGAGCAGCCGCAGAACCAAACUCCAGGGCCAGCUCCAGGGCAAACACAAGGCCAAGCACCGGGUGUCGGCCAGGUGCCCCAGGAGUUCCAAAAUUUUAUCAACAAUCUCAUUCAGAGUGCUACGCGUACUUUCAUCCCCGUUCCAAUCUUCAACAACGGACCCGCUGCACCACAGGGGCAGCCUCAGCCUACACAAGGGCAGGAGCCACCUGCUGACGGAGCGCAGGUUCCUCCUGCUAAUGUGCCCCCUCUGGGUGGUGCAUCCCUGCCGAUGCCACCACCAUUUAACUUCCCGCAUGCGCACCCUAUCCGCCCGACGCGUCCAAUGCCUCCGCGCCGCGAGAGGAAGACAUGGAUGCUGCCUGCCGCUCCCGGUCCCUCGCUCCGGCAACGCGUGGAGCAGAAGGAGCGCGAGGCGGGUUUACGGUGCUACGAUCCCUCGUGUGGCAUUGGCCCCUCUGACGAAGAUCCCAUCCCUGAAAUAGUGGUUGAGUCCAUGAAACAGCUCUCGAUACAUCCAUUAUCGCAUCCUGGAGAAGGAUCUUUGUGCGCGCAUACAUUCCACCCUGCGUGCUUGGUUAGUGCGGAACGGGUUGCUGGAUGGGGUGUGGAAGAUAAAGCGGAGCCGUACGUGGAGGUGUCGUGCCCAGUGUGCCGUGAUUUGGGAUCCGUCACGAGGGAGGAGUGGGAGGAGGGCGUAUCGGCUCUCUGAUCGAUCGAUAUUGCGGUCGUCCGUUCAUUUUUGCAUGCUUCUUCGAAGUGUACCUGUAUGUCUUGUCUCUAGUAAUGAUGUUUCAUAACCCACAAAAUAUGUCACUUCUCAGAUUACUUUACGUCUCUAGAUUGUCACUUCCAUUGCCUGUCGUCGCAACAUAGUUACGUGUAUGUAUGCCUCAUUCUAAUUGCACACACGCAAUAUAUGUAUUCAUGAACGUUUGCACACCCAU